This is a messenger RNA of Helianthus annuus (common sunflower), 603 nucleotides long. Its product is annotated as phosphatidate cytidylyltransferase 1-like. The transcript has 4 exons. Gene Ontology annotation, molecular function: phosphatidate cytidylyltransferase activity. The record is from RefSeq and is a predicted model, not a curated record. The coding region runs from base 157 to 534 and encodes 125 amino acids. NCBI's taxonomy places the organism in Eukaryota, Viridiplantae, Streptophyta, Magnoliopsida, Asterales, Asteraceae. Gene Ontology annotation, cellular component: endoplasmic reticulum membrane.
GUGAUAACGAUAUUGGUGGACUGAAACUUUGUCGGUUUGUGUUUUAGAUUGUGCAUUAGUCUUUUAUAAUGUGACUUGCGAGAAAACUUAGUGAUCUACUCUGCAUAGCUCAGCGAUUUAUCGCAUUAAGUUGUUUAUGUGUAUUGUUGUGAAGCCAUGAUAAAGGAAAAUGAUGGUUCUGUCCCCGUUACACACACGGGACGAGCCCGGCGCCGUAGAGGUUCAAAUGAGGUUCCAGCUGAUGUGGACCAAUCAAAUGGAACGAAGUUGCUACCAAAUGAUCAAAAUAAGUAUAAAUCAAUGUUGGUGCGUGCGUAUUCAACUAUCUGGAUGAUCGGUGGUUUUAUAUUUGUCGUCUACAUGGGGCAUCUUUAUAUAUGGGCCAUGAUCGUCAUAAUACAAAUCUUCAUGGCGAAAGAGCUUUUUAAUCUGUUAAGAAAAGCACAUGAAGACAAACAGCUCCCUGGUUUCAGGCUAUUAAAUUGGCAUAUCUUCUUCACGGCGAUGCUGUUUGUAUAUGGUCGGAUUCAGUAGAGUUAACGUUUGUUCUUACUUUGCUUUUCCAGUUUAAUCCUAUGACAGUUGUAAUUUUCUAUUAAUAUU